This is a messenger RNA of Punica granatum (pomegranate), 2388 nucleotides long. The record is from RefSeq and is a predicted model, not a curated record. Lineage: Eukaryota; Viridiplantae; Streptophyta; Magnoliopsida; Myrtales; Lythraceae.
CUUUUUCCGGCAUUCAAGGUCCACGGAGGAGGAGAAGGAGAAGAGGAGGAGGAGACGGUUGUGAUGGUGCACUGGGGGAUGCUUCAGCUCUUCAUCUCCUUCUUUGUCAGCACAGAUCUUCAGACUAAGAUUAGAGGGUCAGGAGCCAAAAACAAAGAAAGAAAAUAGGUUGAGAGAUACAAAGUCGAUGUAUGGAAGUCUCAAUAAUCGGUCAUAAUCACCAAAAAUGAGAUGCCAAGUGUAAAUGAAGUGAAACUUCAUGGCCGCCAAUCAGCUUCGAAAUUGCCGGCUCGAUUGGUGUAUACAACUUCCAUGGUCCACUCCCCUGCCAUCAAUUUGGCCAUAGAAUUCUUAGCUGAUGGAAUCGAUUCUUUGAUCCUGAAGCCAUUUUAUUUGACCACUUAGGAAUCAUGAAAACCACUUGAUGAAGACUGUAAGGUUGAACCCUCAAACUGCCGCAAAUUAGGAGAAUCCAAAACUGUUCCCAUUCAAAGCACUUUCAUAUUGAGAUUUAAAGACCACCAAUGCGUAAGUGCAAGACAACCCCAUAAAUCUCUAUGCCUAACCCCGCGGUCGACCUUUUUGGUCCCUUAAAACUGCAAGGUGCCAUCCAUAGAUUUGAUGGACUAACUUUGGAGAACCAAAGAUGUCCCUCUCUGAUCUUGGUUCAUUCGACACUAGACUACUUGAACUGCACCAGAUAGACCAACUAAUGCAGCAAAGCAAGUCACUGGUGAUUACAGGCCAUUCUGUCGGAGCAACAACAGCCUCCCUCACGGUCCUUUGGCUCCUCUGUCGCCUCAAAUCCACCUUCUCUUCCCCCCCUGUCCUCUGCAUCACCUUCGGCUCUCCUUUACUCGGGAACGAGUCCCUCACCAAUGCCAUUCUUCGGGAGAGAUGGGGAGGGCGAUUCUGCCACAUCGUGUCGAAUUACGACAUCAUGCCAAGGCUGCUCUUCGCCCCAUUACUCUCUGUCACCCAUCAACUCCAUUUCCUGCUGCAGUUCUGGCACUUGUCCAUGGCCUCCCAAACGUCCCAAUGUCCAGUUCUUGCAUUGACUGAACAGGACAUAAACGGAUUCUUCGGAACCAUCUUGUCCAGUGUAGAAGUGACUGCGAGGACAGAGGAAGGCUCAGGAUCGGGAAUGAAGUCCUUCUGGCCUUUCGGGAGUUACUUGUUCUGUUCGGAAGAGGGAGCCAUAUGUAUGGAUAAUGAAACCUGUGUUGUUAAGAUGCUGCAUUUGAUGCUGCUGUCGGGUUCUCCAAGUCGCAGUAUCGAGGACCAUCUCCGGUAUGGAAACUAUGUCAGCAAGCUGAGUUUUCAGUUUCUGACGAGGAGAAAUUUUAUGACAAGGGAGAUAUCCGAGUCGAACUACGAAGCGAGUGUUUCUUUGGCAUUGCAAUCCUCAGGAACGCAUGGACAGGAACCGGUUUCAACAUUGGCUAAAGAUUGUCUGAUAACCGCUAGGAGGGUCGGUCGAGCACCAAACAUCAACAGUGCUAACUUAGCCAUUCGACUGUCCAAGAUCGUGCCCUUCAGGGCAGAAAUAGAAUGGUACAAGGCUUGCUGUGACAAGUCGGACGACCAAAUGGGUUACUAUGAUUCUUUCAAGAGGAGAGGAGCCUCGAAGAGAGAAUCGCGAGUCAACAUGAAUCGGAUCAAGCUGGGGUCAUUCUGGGAUGAUGUGAUUCACAUGUUGGAGAGGAACGAGCUGCCACACGAUUUCCACCGACGGGCCAAAUGGAUAAACGCUUCUCUAUUCUAUAGGCUCCUCGUCGAGCCACUGGACAUAGCUGAGUAUUAUCGCUUGGGCCUUCACCACAGCAAAGGCCAUUACCUUUUGCACGGAAGGGAAAGGAGGUUCGAGAUUUCCGACCGGUGGUGGAGGGAGAGAGAGGGUGCAGAUAAGCAAGAAACCCAUAAGAGGAGCAAGUUCGCGAGCUUGACUCAGGAUUCAUGUUUCUGGGCCAGAGUCGAAGAAGCUUGGGAUUGGUUAGAUGAUGUUAGAAGGGAGACCGACCAUGGGAAAUUGGAAUUUCUCUUGCAAAGGAUUCGAAACUUCGAAAUGUAUGCAGCGAAGCUGAUCGAGACCAAAGAGGUGUCUGAAGAUGUCAUUGCCAAGAACUCGACCUACAGUCUAUGCAUCGAAAAAUGGCGUACAUUGCAAUCAAGUCUUCGACAAGAACAUCAAGAUUCCUCUUUGGCUCUCAAUUAACUCCAGCUAGUAUCGAAGGUUCAACUACGAACAUCUGCACUUUUAGGGUACAUGAUAAAGUGGACGAACUUCUACUGCACCACAAUAUGAUGGUGAAUUCUGAUAAGAUGAAAUGGAUUAAUUUGGAUAAUGAAUGCAACUAUAUACAUAUCAUGUAUGCUUUAUCAUAAAAA